AUGGACCUUUCGCCUCUUUGGACGACUUUGUACGUCUUGGCAGGCAUCUUGGGAUCAUACAUUGCGUUUGUUGCCCUCCUCACGAUACCUGCCUGCCAGAAUCAGGUCAUCUACCUCAACGCUGUCACGCUGACAUGGUUCAAGAAUGUGUCAAUUCCUGAGCAAUGGGGUUUCCUUCACAACCAAGUGACGCCCUUUACCCUCAAAACGCCAGAUGGCGAGACUCUGCACGCUUGGCACAUCUUACCGCUGGGCCUGUAUGAGCAACAUGAGCAUGAACUCGUCAAGGAACCCGAGGGAAUGGCUCCAAAUAUCACCACUCGCCUAUCUUUUCGGCUACUGCGCGACGACCCUGAGGCUCUUCUGGUGCUCUACUUUCACGGAGCAGCCGGCACUCUUGCCUCGGGUUUCCGCCCACCCUGCUACCGUGCUCUUUCGGCCACUUCACCCUCCAAAAUCCACGUUGUUGCCAUCGACUACCGGGGCUUUGGCUCCAGCAGCGGAAGCCCUUCGGAAACAGGCUUGCUCACCGACGCCUUGACCCUGGCCUCCUGGGCCGCAGACACAGCCGGCAUCCCGCCCUCGCGGAUCGUCCUCUUUGGCCAGUCGCUGGGCACCGCCGUCGCCAUAUCCCUGGCGCACCACCUCGCACUGAGGCCGACGGAUCCCGUGUUUUUCAAGGGCAUGGUCCUGGUGGCCCCCUUUGCAGACGUCGAGCUGCUGACGGCCACGUACCGUGUAGCGGGCACGAUCCCGCUCCUCAGCCCGGUCGCGCGCUUUCCGCGGCUGCUGGCACUGCUGAACAAGUUCAUCAUGUCCAAGUGGCGAAGCAGAGAAAAGCUCGCCAGCCUGAUCAAAAGGGCCGAGGAGGAAGGCGGCGGUACGGGGCGGAGGUAUCACAUCGACAUCAUGCACGCCGAGGACGACUACGACAUACCCUGGUCGCACAGCGAGCACCUCUACCACGCGGCCGUAGAUGCGGCCAGGGCCGGCGGCGGCGGCGUCUCGUUUGAGGAGCUGGAUAGAGAGAAGGGCGCGACCAGGCGUGCUUUGGGCGCUGGCGGGUGGGUGGCUUCUCACGAGACGGCGAGGGGGUUGGUGAGGGAGCACAUUCUAAAGCACGGGCUGCACGACGUCAUCAUGUCGUUUCCGGUGAUUGGGCUGGCUAUCGCAAGGGCGUUUCGGGUCUGGUCUGGUCUAGAUAUUACAGCCAUGCAUUCGGCCACGGCCCUCACAGCACUGGCAACGCUCGCCAGCAGCGCCUUGGCCGAGACCAUUCACGGCGUCGUGGUCUACAGCCGACAUGGCGACCGCACCACCAAACACUACGGCUCCCAGAUGCUGACGGACUUGGGCGCCCAGCAAAACUUCCAGGUCGGCAGCGCCUACCGCAGCCGAUACCUGACCCCGGGCUCUCCGCAGCACAUUGCCGGCAUCUCUACGGACAAGUACGUGCCCGGGCAGGUCUACGCCAGCGCCCCCGACCAGAGCAUCCUCCUCGACACGGCCACGGCGUUCCUGCAGGGCCUGUACCCGCCACUGGUCGGGCGCGUCGACGACUCGGUGGCCAGCGCGACGCUCAAAAACGGCAGCAGGAGCGUGGCGCCGCUCGGCGGCUACCAGUACGUGGUGCUGCACGGCAAGAGCGCCGACUCGCCCGACGCCGUCUGGAUCAAGGGCGACGACGGCUGCCCGACCAACGCGGCGGCCGCCAAGUCCUUCUUCCAGAGCGAGCAGUUUGCCCAGACGGACCGCGCCACGAGGGGAUUUUACGCCAGGUUCUACGACGUGCUGGCCGGCGGCGUCCACGACCUGAAGCGCGACGACAUGACGUACCGCAACGCCUACGACAUCUUCGACCUGGUCAACGUGGCGCGCAUCCACAACGCCUCGUCGCCCGCCCGCAACGUCUCGGACCCGGACCUGCUACAGCUGCGCACCCUGGCCGACUCGGCCGAGUUCGGCUACAACUUCAACGCGUCGCAGCCCUCGCGCAACAUCCACGGCCGCACCCUGGCCGCGGGCCUGCUGCGCCAGCUCAGCCAGACAGUCGCCACCAAGGCCGCGCUCAAGUUCUCGCUGCUGGCCGGCAGCUACGACACGUUCCAGUCCUUCUUCGGCACCGCCGGUCUGACCGGCCUCUCGGACGACUUCUUCGGCCUGCCGGACUACGCCUCCACCAUGGCGUUUGAGCUGUUCAGCAACGGCGACGGCAACGAGGACGACGACGACGACCCGGCUGCUCCCUUGCCCGCGGACGAGUCGCUGCGCGUGCGCUUCCUCUUCCGCAACGGCACCGACGGCGCCUUUGACGCCUUCCCGCUGUUCGGGUCCGGCGAGGAGUCGCUGUCCUGGCCGCACUUCGCCCGCGAGAUGGAGAGCCGCUCCAUCGCCACGACCGCCGAGUGGUGCGGCGCCUGCGAGAGCAAAAUGUCCUUUUGUGCCGCGUUCAACGGCGACGGCGGCAGUGUUGCCUCGGGCUCGCGGGCCGGCGGCUGGUCGGGCAUGUCCAACGCCGUGGCCGGCGUCGUUGGGGCGUUGGUCGCGCUCGCCGUCGCGGGCUUGGUCGGCGGCGUGGUGUUUUUGGUUUCGAGGAGGCGCAGGUCCAAGACGGUGGUUACCGAGGUGCGCAGUGACAAGCUUGGAGGCACUCGCUCCAGGCGGCGGCGGGCUGGGGCUGCCCACGAUGGGCCUCUCCUCGCCCUCGCCGACGUCGCGCUCCUGUAUGGCCUCGCGCCGCGACCAGAACCUCCGCGACGGGUGCUGGCCGAGGCUGUGGAGGCUGCCGCGCGUGGUGGUGCGCUCGAUGCCCGGCGACGAGGGCGAGUGCACCGCCGGCUGGAUGGUGUGCUCCGCCGCCCGGAUGCUCUGCAGGCGUGCGAGCUGCGCGCUCGUGUCGUGCCGGCGGCUCCCGUAGACGUCCUGGAACAUGUCCGGCCCGUGGUCUAUCACCACCGACGGGCCGCGGCGGCGCCGGACCGACGUAGUCGACUGCGAGGCCCCGGUGGACACGCCCGUCGACUGCUGCUGCUGUUGUUGUUGUUGUUGUUGGUGCUGCUGCUGCAGCUGCUGCUGGCGUUCUUGGUCCGCCGUGUGGAUGCUCAGGGAUGGGAACGGUACGACGGGGCUGGUGGCCGUGCCGUCCUGGCUCGGCUGGCUCUGCGGCUGCUCCGGCCGCGGCGUGACGUAGGUGGUGGCUGGCUCAAACGCCGGCGGCGGGACGCUGGUCCAGUAGAAGGGCAGGUCCCUGGUGCCUCCGGGCUGCUGCUUCCUCGGGCCCUCGAUGCCCAGCAGUGCCAUCUGGCGCAUCAGCUCGCCGGCGAAGCGGUUGUGGCGCUGCAGGCGCAGCAGCUCGUUUUGGAAGCUGGACUUGUGGAAGAAGACGAAGCUGAGCGUGACCGAGUACACCUCGUCGAUGGUGCUGACCUCGGUGAUGAUGCGGGGCCCGUAGUCGCGCUUGUUCUCCAGCACAAAGUCGGUCAUGCGGUCGCGCAGCUCCUCGAUGACCUCGUUGGUGGUACCGAACCGGACCUUGAGCACGAUCGGGUCCGCGAGGCCGUUGGACCGCCGCUGGUUGAGGAUGAAGAGGUUGUUGAGCAGCGAGUUGGGCGCCUGCACGACGUGGCCCUGCAUCUUCUUGAACUCGGUGUAGAGCAGCGAGAUCUCCUGGACGUAGUAGUCGUCACCCGUCAUCAUGUCGCCGGUGUUGCCGUACACGCGCACGCGGUCUCCGACGUCGAACGGAGCAGCCGCAGCGGAGCCCGAGAUGAUGGAGACAAAGACGAUGAUGGCAAUGACCAGGACGAUAAACAUAAAGACCUUGUCGAGCUUCUUGAUGACCGAGUCCAGAUCCUUGAGGGACGCAGCAAUGGCCUUCUUCUCGAGGUGGAUCUCGUUGCAGACCAGCUCCAGCUCCUGCAUCGACACGUCGCCGUUGAGAUCCUUGUCAAAGACGCCCAGACACGCCUCGGCGUCUUCGGUGUUAUCAAAGACCUUUUGGAAGUCCUCGAGCGUCAGGGUCUCGUUUCCGGGCGUGACAAAAGUCCGGAAGAUCAUCCUGCCCAGCGUGAAGCUGGUAGGAGUCGAACGCAGCAGCUCCGCCACCACCUUUUGCGGGUGGUUCUCGUCCAGGAUCUUGCGGCCGGUAAAGUCGCCGGCGACCCUGUUGGCGACGUUGCCGACGCGGGUGAAGGCGUCUCGGGCGUUCCGCUGCAGCGCCUGCAUGGGCGUCCUCGCCCCGGUCGCAGGGCUCUGGCCGUUGGGGCUCCACUCCUCCUCCUGCUCGAUCAUGGUGCGCGAGCAUACGUGCGGCGGUGGAACGAGUUGGCGAUCCACUGGAUCAAGAUCUUUUCGAUAAAGUUGAGCGCCGCCAGCACAAAGAGCGCAAUGAUGACCUUGAAAACCACGUCGAUCCACGAGACAAAAGGCUUGUCCCUCGGUCUGCCCAUGUCCAGGGUCGGCCCAUACGAAACGAGCACCGCCAGCAUCCAAAUGAACAAGGCCGUGUGCAGCUCGAGGCCUCUGCCGACAUCAAGCCACUUCUUGUGGUUGUUGGAGCCGACCAGCUUGGCGCACCACUUGAACAGAUACGGCAUGAUGGCGCACAGGAACCGCGAAGCCCAGAGUGUGCCCCAUAGGAUCUGGAGCCAGAUGCCGAACCAGUAG
Pyricularia pennisetigena is the source of this 4665-nucleotide messenger RNA. RefSeq lists its product as uncharacterized. The record is from RefSeq and is a predicted model, not a curated record. Lineage: Eukaryota; Fungi; Ascomycota; Sordariomycetes; Magnaporthales; Pyriculariaceae. The transcript is spliced from 6 exons. Bases 1 to 4665 code for a protein of 1554 amino acids.